AUGGAGAGGUUCACCCAGUUUCGGGAUCGAGGGUCAGGUAUCGCUCCUUUCCUCCCUGUUCCGUCACAACCACUCGGGUUUCAGCUCCCUCUACGCGUCGUCCUCUUCCUCUUGCGUCUGCCGCUUUUCGUCUUCGUGUGCGUCAGCUACUUCCUCGUCCUACAAUGGCUUCCGAUCGGUUCGCUUGGCAAGAAAGCUUCUCUGUGGUGCAUCCUCGGAGUCCCCAGUAUAUGGUGGAUUGAUCUUCAAGUGGACGGUGUGAGAAAGGGGUCCCUAUCGAAGCAACACCAGGCUCGUAUCCCCGGUCCCGGGUCCGUCAUUGCUUCUUCAUUCACCUCCCCAAUCGAUGCUGUAUAUCUGGCUGCUAUUUUCGACCCUAUCUUCACCGCCUCGUAUCCCAACUCCCGCCAGGUGGAGCACAUCUCUCUCCUCCAGGCCAUUUUGCGCACAUUCGCCCCACCCCGCACGACGCCGUCUCUAGGCACGCGUCUGGUUGACAUUGCAACCCUCGUGGAGAGAUACCCUAGUCGGCCUAUUGUCACGUUUCCCGAGUGCACUACCACCAAUGGCCGGGGCAUUCUACCUAUAAGUCAAGCGCUGCUAAGCGCUUCCCCGACAACUAAGAUUUUCCCCGUGAGUCUGCGUUAUACACCGGUAGACGUAGUGACUCCUCUCCCGGGCUGCUAUUUGAGCUUUCUCUGGACUCUGCUGAGCAAGCCUACUCACUGUAUUCGAGUCCGUAUUGCGGAGGGUGUGAAUAGGAGCAGUAUUGGUUCUGAUGCGUCGUCUACGUCUACCAGCAAGUUCACCUAUGACACCAAUUACUUGGAUACUUUGGAUAAGAGCACCGAUGGCUCUGAAGAGUUAGGGGUGUCUCCGGGCGAGAAAGACCUUCUAGAUCAUGUGGGAGACUCGUUGGCUCGGCUAGGGAGGGUCAAGCGAGUAGGUCUAGGAGUACAGGAGAAGAAGGAUUUUGUUCGCAUGUGGACGAGAACACGACGGAUAUGGUAA
Aspergillus tanneri is the source of this 1011-nucleotide messenger RNA. RefSeq names its product lysophosphatidic acid acyltransferase LOA1. The record is from RefSeq and is a predicted model, not a curated record. NCBI's taxonomy places the organism in Eukaryota, Fungi, Ascomycota, Eurotiomycetes, Eurotiales, Aspergillaceae. The transcript has 3 exons. Bases 1 to 1011 code for a protein of 336 amino acids.